This is a messenger RNA of Caretta caretta (loggerhead turtle), 1339 nucleotides long. NCBI's taxonomy places the organism in Eukaryota, Metazoa, Chordata, Testudines, Cheloniidae. The record is from RefSeq and is a predicted model, not a curated record.
GCCCGCAGAUUGGAUGGCCUCGUCCGUCUGUGCGGCCCCCCCACGUGAUUGGCCAGCACCUCGGAAUGGGGUGGGGCUACGUUCCCUUCGCCCCGCCCCCCGCCGCCCAGCUGAGCGCCCACGUUCCACUCGCCCCGCCCACAAGAGGGGCCGUGCGUGUCUCCGCGUUCCAUUGGCGGGCGCUGAUUGGCCGCGGCGCGCCUCGCUCCCUGCAGAAAGGGGCGGGGCGUGGGGCGGGGCCCGCAUGGAGGUGGCGGCGAUGGGCGAGUCCCGGGUCCUGUCCCGGGCCGAGGCGCUGGAGCUGGGGCCCGGCUGGAGACACGCCUGCCACGCCCUGCUCUACGCCCCCUGCCCCGGCCGCCUCUUCGGCCGCGUCCCGCUGCGCCACGCCGUGCUGAUGCAGAUGCGCUUCGACGGGCAGCUGGGGUUCCCGGGGGGGUUCGUGGACCCCCGGGACAGCUCGCUGGAGGCCGGACUGAGCCGCGAGCUGCGGGAGGAGCUGGGUCCCGGGGCGGCCCCCCUGAGCCUGGCCGAGGGCGACCAUCUCGGGGCGCGCUUCGCCGAGACGCCCCAGCGCCUGGUGGCUCAUUUCUACGCCAAGCGGCUCAGCCUGGAGCAGCUCCGGGCCCUGGAGGAGGGAGCCACGAAAGCCGCGGACCACGGGCUGGAGGUCCUGGGGCUGGUGCGCGUCCCCCUCUACACGCUGCGGGACGGGGUCGGGGGGCUCCCCACUUUCCUCUCCAACAGCUUCGUCGCCAGCGCCCGCCAGCAGCUUCUCCAGGCGCUGGGGGCCCUGGGGCUGGUGCCCGAGGCCGAGCUCCGCCGCGCCGACGCCGUGUCCCGGAAAGGACUCUGACCCCCCCCCCCGAAAAACGACUCCUGGGGGGGGGCUGGACUCCGUAUCCUGCCCCUGCCCCACACGCAGCCUGUCCUGCGCUUGGGGGAAUGGGUGCAGGGCUGGGGCUCAGAGCCCCCCAAGGGGAGCAGCCCCCCCACUCUUUGCAUGGGGGGAGGGACCCAGGUGGGGGGGAUGGCAGGACAAGGGGGAAAGCUGUGACUGGGGAGGGGUUCAGGGUUCAGCCCCCCCCAAUCCUAACGGGGGGGCUGUGAAACUCCCCUUCCAGGCAGGAAGAGGUUAAAGCAAUAAAGUUACCUCUGCGCCCCCCCCCACUCGGUUUGUGGGUGAAUCGGGGGGGGCAGGUGCCACGCACCUCCAGCCAGCGGCCGCCCCCCCCCCCCCGCACCGCGCACCUCCCCCUGCUGACCCCUGGUGUUUCUGGCGAAGUGCUGAGACAGGAGGGAAGUGAAACAGGUGGGGGGGGGGGGGACAGGCGACCCG